This is a messenger RNA of Biomphalaria glabrata, 3470 nucleotides long. RefSeq lists its product as uncharacterized. NCBI's taxonomy places the organism in Eukaryota, Metazoa, Mollusca, Gastropoda, Planorbidae. The coding region runs from base 736 to 1476 and encodes 246 amino acids. The record is from RefSeq and is a predicted model, not a curated record. The transcript is spliced from 2 exons. Gene Ontology annotation, molecular function: carbohydrate binding.
CUGGCCGUGUGACAAUGCCUGCCCCACUCUCAUUUCUUAGUCAUGAACACAGAAUUAGGGAAAAAGUAUUUGGCUUAAGUUUUCACACAUUUUAGUUAUUCAAUUAUUGACGCAUGCUUAUACCACGUGACUCUCUAGUUGUCUGAUUCUGUUUGGAAAGUUUUAUUUCAUACCGUCAUGAGAGGGAGGUUUUUUUUUUCUCUUUUUGAAAGUGAGACACAUAAAGUAAUCAGCCUAAAUUCAAUAUUUUUUUCUAUCGUUUAAGUGGCAAGGGGUCUUUUUUUAUGGAAAGAAUAUUUUCACCAUGUGUGUUAUUUCUGUUCUUGUUUUAAAAAAAAAGGUUGUAAUUUAAGGAGUGACAUCAUUUCAAAAGGGACGAUGUUUUCUGAGAAACCAGUCACUUACUAUGUAAUCAGUUAUUAUGAACUGUAAGAGCUUAAGUCGAUGUGAAAGAAGGUAAGAGAUACAUAGGAGAUGCUUACACACAUGAUAAAUUACAUCCAAGACUUGCAUUAUUAAGUCAAACAAGACUGGGACACUGGAAACAGAAGUAACAAGACUGGGGCACUGGAAACAAAAGUAACAAGACUGGGGCACUGGAAACAGAAGUAACAAGACUGGUGCACUGGAAAUAGAAGUAACAAGACGGGAGCACUGGAAGCACAAGUAAACAGUCUGCUACAAACAAAGUAGAAUCCCAAAACGUAAUAUUAAAUAUUCAAAAAGUCUUCAACUAUGUUGAUUCAACUGAUCGUCCUCUGUUUAUACUGCCUCUCUGAGAUUUUGCUAGCGGGAAGUCCUGUAAAUGUCACAUCAACCUUUUAUCUUGACAAAUUGAAUUUCGCGCCUCUGGGCUGCAACGAGACCUCCAUGUGGACAACACUUAGAAGGUCCAAGCUAUCGUGCGCUGCGUCUUGUCUGGCCAACAAAACCUGCGUGGUGUUUACGUACUCCAGUGUUACUAACAAAUGUUUAGUGUGUCAUGGCGACCUAAUACAGAAUCUGACCUUUAUUUCAGAUAAGGUAUAUUCCUGGCCUUAUCAAACUGCAAAAACAAACUUGCCGGUUAUCCAGGAUAACUUUUCCCCUGUUUCAAACGGAAUUUAUUCUGGCUUUGUGGUUCACCUGACCGGCUACUUCUUCGGCUACAACAAUUCGUAUUUCGCUAUUCGCCUGUCACAAGACGAUGACUCCGAGGGCAACAACGUCCCGCUGGUGGUGCGCUUCUACAAGAGCAGCGUGGAAAUACUGUACGUACAAAACACCAACUGGAAGUCUGUCAAAAAAGUGACGCUCCCUGCUGGUACAAUACAAGCGAAUACAAACACUACGGUGGCUGUAAUGAUGAUCAAAGACGGCUACCAGAUUUACGCCAAUCAAAUCUACUGCUGCUCCACUGGUCACGUUAUGGACUUUCAAAUGAUUCGCUACGUAGGGGUCAUUAUGGACAUCCAAGUAUAUCAACUCAGUUACUAGGCAUGGUCAUUUGGCCGAAACAAAAAUAGUAUACAGCGUUUAUAAAUAGGGGCAGUGAAUGUGACUAUGUCGUAUAGCCUUGCUUAUCUCUUUCUUAGGUAACAUUUAUUAAAUAGCUUCAAAGCUGCAUUCUUUAUCGAGAGAGCGAACAAUACACUGGUCCCAAAACUCCCGUAAAAGAAAUUCUACGGAGAGCUGCCAGAUUUGGGAACCACUGCGCAGUUCAUAGCAAAUUUAGGACUACUUUUCUGAAUCCUGCAACACAUGAGAUUGAAGAAGAACUUGAUUUUAAAUCAUAGUUUUAAUGUUUAACUUAUAGUUUUAAUGUUUUUCUCUCUUACAACUACUGUUGAAAAUAUAAUAUAUAUAACUGUUGAUACACUCGAAGUUAAAUGUUGAUACAUUCAAAGAAAAUUAUUGAUAAAAAAAAAUGUUGACAGUGUUUAUAAAAUACUUUUGAGGUUUACAACUUUCAUUCUUUCUAACAUUUUUACCCCACAAAUAAUUGAACAAGUUCCAUAACCUAAAUAUCUAUGUGCUCCCUGUCGUGCGCAUCUAGAGCUGCUCUUUAUAUGAUGUCUCUUUUGUGCACCAUAAUGGUUUGUGCACUCUAGUUCCUAAGGUCGCGCUUUGUGGAUGUCAUUGCCUCUUUGCCUCUGUUGUGGUUGUGCUGAUGGCGGAUCUUUGGUUGGAGUUUUCUUUGGUGUUUUCUUCCCCAAUAUUGGGGACGCAAGCUUGGGGAUCUGUCGGAGUCAAGUUUGAUUUGUAGACUUUGUUAUGUUACUUGACUACCGACCAUGGCGUUGGGGUGUGGGCGUUGCGAGCCCUGAUUGACUGUGACACUGAGAUUAAGGUGUGCUAUAGUUCUUUUGCGUAGAUUAUAUAACUUGUAAUUGCCUUUGUAAAUGCUACCAAUAUUUAUUCGUCAUUUAUGCCUCAUCAUAUCCUUACUUCCUUAAACCUUUUGUUUUGUUAUAUGCAACCUCGUUAGUCACUAGUAGGCGUUACUAUUUGCAUUAGUCGUUCUUUUGAUACUCAGUUCAUAACUUGAUUGUUAGAUUGUUAGGGGGUGCCCAGGCAGACGAGCCACGGCUAAAUUACAACCCCCAGGAGGUUAAUAAACACUGUUCAGGUGGGAAGCCCGGGGAAGUACAUCAUACCCUAGACGAACUCUGUAAAACCCACACCUGACACCCCCCAUCUCAGUUUUAUUUCUCAGCCUGUACUCCCCUUUGAGAGUAAAUGAUACAGAAAACUGCUGGGUAUCAGAUACCAAAUUAGUUUGUACUUUUUACAAGUCAACACUCUGACUGGCAAAAAGGAUGAACUUCUCAAUACAGUGAAGAGACUUUUAUUUCUUUCAAAAGAUGUUGAUAUCUUUUUUUUUUUUACAAAGCUUAUAACAACUCUGUCUUGCAUCUUUCUGUCUGGUCACAUAUUUGUACACGUUAUAACCACUCUGUCUUACAUCUUUCUGUCUGGUCACAUAUUUGUACACGUUAUAACCACGUCUGUCUUACAUCUUUCUGUCUGGUCACAUAUUUGUACACGUUAUAACAACUCUGUCUUACAUCUUUCUGUCUGGUCACAUAUUUGUACACGUUAUAACAACUCUGUCUUACAUCUUUCUGUCUGGUCACAUAUUUGUCACACGUUUUCUCUCCUACAGCCAUUCUUAGAUCGAGCUGACAUUGGGCACACGAUUAUUUCUUUUACCUGGCAAAACAAGAAUAAAAAAAAAGAUUAACCAAAUAGUUAAUUAACUGUUGGUAAUUAUUUUUUUUGUUUGGUAUCGAACAAGGGAAAGAAAUUGUAGUUGACUGAAGUGGUGAUAUAAGUUGAACUAAACUAUAAAUGCAUUUUAAAAGCGAUCACGGUAAGAUUUACACAGAAACCUCUUUCCUUCUCACCCCACCCUUUCUGGAAGGAGAGCUUCAUGGCCUAUAUUAAGAAAGCUAAGAGUUUGGGAUUGCGCUAAACAAAAACAAUUGGUA